AUGAGUAGAAGAAGAACUGCCGGAACUCUCUUCCAAUCAAAGGAAGACACAAAUUUCAAAGAGGCCUUGAAAUUGUAUGAAUCCAAACAAUACAAAAAGGCCCUCAAGUUAGUGGACACUAACUUGAAGAAAAAAUCACAUCCUCAAUCUUUAGCCCUCAAAGGGUUGUUGCUUUACCAUAUACAUGCUGCCAAUGGUAAAAACGAGGAUCCAGAUAAUCUUGAACCAAAGUCUUAUUUCCAAAAAGCAUUGAAAGAAGAUGCAUCAAAUCCGGUAAUUAAUCACAUUAUUGCAAUUUUCUAUAGAGCAUUACCUGAUUAUACCGAAGCUGCCAAGUAUUACAAGUUAGCAUUGGACAAUGGGUCUGAAAAUAGAAAUAUUUGGAAAGAUUUGGCGGUUUCUGAAAUACAAUUGAGAAAAUAUAAGAACGCAUUGGCCGCCAGACUCCAAGUUUUAAACUAUUUUCAAGGUUACAGAGCUAAUUGGACAGGUUUGGCAAUUACCCACCAUUUGAACAAGAAUUAUGACCAAGCUGAAAAAGUUUUAACUGGAUUUGAAGAGCUUGCUGAAGGCAAAUUGUCGGACCCUGAAUUUGUGGAGCACUCGGAAUGCUUGCUUUACAAGAAUAAAAUCAUCUUUGAAAGUGGUGACGUCAAGAAAGCUUUAAAAAACUUGAAGGAAAUUGAAAAAACCGUGUUUGAUCAUUUGAGUGUCAAUGAAUAUAGAGCAACUUAUCAAACUGCUCUUGGUGAUCACAAAGCAGCUUCAAUCACUUACAGAAAGUUGUUGCAAAGAAAUCCAGAUAAGACUGACUAUUACUACUUGCUUGAGGCCUCUUUGGGUAUUGAACAAUCCAACAUAACUAAAAGAUUAAAAUUAUACAACAAGCUUGAAAAGUUUUAUCCAAAAUCCGACCCUCCAAAAGUUAUCCCAUUAAUGUUUUUAAAGGCCGAUUCUAAGGAAUUUGAAGAUAAGUUGAAAAACUACUUGAUUUCUAAAUUGCAAAGAGGGGUUCCAUCAGUGUUCAAAACUUUGAAAUUCUUGUAUAAGAAUCCUGCUAAAGUCCAAGUUAUUGAAAAGUUGGUGCUUGAGUUUUUGGAUGAUUUGGCACAAAAAUCUAAACUAGAUGUUGAUCCAACCAUCACUGUCUGGACUUUGUACUUGCUUUCUCAACAUUAUAUGUUCCUUGGUGAUAUUUCAAAGGCUGAAGAGUAUAUUGACAAAGCCAUGACCCAUUCUCCAACUUUGGUGGAACUUAUCUUGUUCAAAGCUAAUAUUGCCAAGCACAAGGGUCAAUUGGUGGAGGCUGCUGAUAUUGUCAACAGUGCCAGAUUAUUAGAUUUGCAAGAUAGAUUUAUCAAUUGUAAGGCCACCAAGUAUUAUUUGAGGGCUGACAACCUUGAAAAAGCUAUCGAAAUUGCCUCUUUAUUCACAAAGAAUGAUGAUGCAGUGAACGGCUUGAAAGAUUUACAUUUGAUGCAAGCUAACUGGUAUCUUAUCGAGGAGUCAGAGGCUUAUUUCAGAUUGUUCAAGAAAGCUAAGAAUGCAUUGAUCAAUCACUUGAACAAGAUUGAUUCCGAGAAUAUCGAAUUUACCCCAGAGCUUUCAAGAGAGGUGAAGGACGAAAUCGACGAAGUCCAAAAAUUGAAAGGCUUGACGUUGAAAAGAUUCAAUUCCGUGGUUAAGAACUAUAAAGAAUUUGAAAAUGAUCAGUUGGACUUCCAUGGCUAUUGUCCAAGAAAAGGUACUCCAAGAGCUUAUAUUUCUAUGUUGAAUUGGGCUGACGGUCUUUUCAACCAACCUCUUUUCAUGAGAGCAGUCAAAGGUAUGUCAGAAGUUUACUUAUCCAUUAACGAUGAUAUUGUUAACAGGGAAGCCUCUAUUAUCUACAAAUAUUCUGAAAUAAUUGCAUCUUCUGCCAGUAAGAAGAGUAAAAAUAAAAAUAAAAACAAAACCAAUAAGAGAAGAGAACAAGAGGCCUCAAAGAUUAUUGCCUACGACCAUGAUCUUGACGUGUUUGGUGAACAGUUUGUCAAUACCGAUGAGCCAAUUGAAAAAUUGAAUGAGUUGUUUAGUUUGACAACUGAUAAAACUUCGGUAUUUUACUUAAAAUUGUCUUUCUUAAUUUACAUUAUUCAAGGGAAAUUCAUUUUGGCAUUCCAAUCAUUGAAGAAUGCUAAAGACAUAUUAGUUGACCCUUCGCAAGCUAUCUUGCCAUAUUACUUAAUGAAACUUGUCGAAUCACUUAAAAACAAUACCGAUCCUAAACUUGAGGCCAUCAAAUCUAUGGUUGUUAAAUCUAUAUCCAGCGUUUUCAAAGAUUUUAACGCCGAUGAAUCAUUUGACGUUAUUUUGACUAAAUUCUUCAAACUUUCUGAAGCUGAUGGUUUAGAAAACCAUUAUUUCUAUUUGAAGAGCACAAAAUUGGCUGGAAAAUACGAUGAAGCAGUGGCCACUAAAAUAUUGGAACUUAUUAACAAAGGGAAGAUUGAUAGGGAUUUGAAUCUUGAUGAAUUGGUGAUUCUUAAAGACUAUGUUGAAGCAAAUGGAUCCGAAGAUUGCUACUGGAUCUGA
Saccharomycopsis crataegensis is the source of this 2574-nucleotide messenger RNA. RefSeq names its product peptide alpha-N-acetyltransferase complex A subunit NAT1 (gene NAT1). Gene Ontology annotation, cellular component: NatA complex; cytoplasm. Bases 1 to 2574 code for a protein of 857 amino acids. The record is from RefSeq and is a predicted model, not a curated record. Gene Ontology annotation, molecular function: protein binding. Lineage: Eukaryota; Fungi; Ascomycota; Saccharomycetes; Ascoideales; Saccharomycopsidaceae. The transcript has a single exon. Gene Ontology annotation, biological process: N-terminal peptidyl-methionine acetylation.